AAUUAAAGAAAUAGGUAACCGUGACUUCAUUGGUUUAAUGUAGUGCGGCUGCUUAUUUCUUUCACAAGUGUCUGAAAGACCCCCCCCCCCCCCACCUCCACAAGCGUUAAAAGGCGAUAAUGUGAAUAUUUCCCAAUAUAGCUGACAAAACAAAUUAGUAGUUGUGCCCAGAGUGACGUCACUAUCCGAACUCGAUCUGCAGGAAGAUGAGACUUGUUUGUCGGGACAGAUUUCACUCUCCUGCAGCGUCCAGCGUUUGGGGUGCUUGGACUGGGGUGGUUGAAGGUCCAUCUGGAGGCUAUAAAGAAGCUCCGCAAGUGAGAGCAUGAAGAAGGAAGGGGAAAAUGCAAAUAAACCUGAUAACACAGCCUUCACCCAACAGAGACUUCCUGCGUGGCAGCCUAUACUGUCUGCAGGAAUAGUUAUCCCUGGGUUUGUCGUCAUUGGACUGGUGUUCAUCGCCAUUGGCGUUGCACUCUUCCUCACCUCCAAGAACAUCCAAGUUCUGGAGAUGGAUUAUACGGGAACGGACACUGGAUCUCCCUGUUCUAAAUGCACUUAUAAUGUAUCUUGUAAGUGCUUGCUCACCUUUCAGCUGGACAAACUGUUUGAGGGUCCUGUUUUCUUUUAUUAUGGCCUGUCUAACUACUACCAGAACUAUCGCAAAUAUGGAGUUUCUCGGGAUGACUACCAGCUCUUUGGGUACAUUUCCAAUCUGAAGAAUCCAGGAAAUGAUUGUUCUCCUUUCCAGUAUGACCCCACAGGCCAGCCGAUCGCUCCAUGCGGGGCAAUUGCUAACAGCUUCUUUAAUGACAGCUUCAGGCUAUUUCACAAUGUUGAUGGAGUGGAUAUGGAAGUUCCUCUGGAUGGAAAAGGAAUAUCUUGGUGGUCAGAUUAUAAUGUGAAGUUCCGAAAUCCUGAACUAACAAAUGGCACCCUGAAAGACACUUUUAAAGGCACUGUGAAGCCUUUGAACUGGGUUAAGCCUGCGUAUGAACUAGACAGCAAUGUGAACAACAAUGCGUUUUUGAAUCAGGACUUCUUGGUGUGGAUGAGGACUGCAGCUCUUCCUAACUUCAGGAAGCUCUACAGACGAAUUACUGAGGGAAAUUACUCCAGUGGCUUACCUGCAGGGAACUACUCCUUGGAAAUAUCAUACAAUUACCCAGUGGCGAUUUUCCAAGGCCAGAAGAAAGUGGUAUUCAGCAAUGUUUCUUGGAUGGGAGGAAAGAACGAGUUCUUGGGGAUAGCCUAUUUGGUUAUUGGCAGUCUUUGCAUCGUUAUGUCCGUUGUCAUGCUUAUUGUCUAUGCAAAGUUCCAGGUUCCGGAUGAGGAUUUGUGAAAUCUGCUGGAAACUGGAGGUUCAUUAAGAUGCUUCGUUUCAUUGUAUGCUGGUUGGGAAUUCAGUCUUGUUUUUCUUGACGUGCUGCUAUGUUGUUUUUAAUGAGGUUUGACAUCAGGUGCUUUAACUUGCAUACAACAGGUGGAAUCCUGCAUUAGGACAUAUAUACUUUAAAAUCAUUAGGAAUUAAAAUUAAAAUAAUAUUAGGUACUAUGAACACUGAACUUUUAAGCCAUGUUUUUCCCCAGUUUUAAACAGUCAAUGCUGUGACCUUGCAGGACUUUCAAUUGAUUUUUAUAUGGAAUGCAAUUUCUGCACGUUAAUCUAAACCACAUCAAAAUCAACUGCAUCUUGAUUUGUUUAGUCCAUUUUUGUUUCGGGGGCUUAUUUUGGACAUAUGGUAGCAGGUAUCAUGAAACAAAUGGGUAAUGCGGAUGUGGUGAUCACAUGCAUUUAAGGCAUGUGUGCAAUACCUACUUUUUGCAAAUUGAUGAGGAGAGUUUGCUGAAUCUUUGAGUUGGGCUUCAGAAAGAUGUCUCAUGGUCUCCUUUGCAGUGUAGCAUUGAGGUGUUUCCGUUUCUUGUGUGCAGCCUAUUAUAAAUCAUAUUUCCCAAUCCGAGCCAUUGUCAUCAUGAAAAACCUGAUGACAAACAGCAUGGUAAUUUCCAAGUUUGUGUAGACACACCCAUGAAUUUAUGAGGUUUCUUGCGAACCUAAGCAUGCAAAAACACUAAGAACAUGCUAAAAGUGAUUUAUACGGACAGGAGUAACCUCUACACCUUGAUAAUUGUAAUGGCUCAAAUGGACUGAAAGAAAUCAUGUUAUAAAUAUGAACGUAUCCUGACUCAGAAACUAAAUAACUUUUUAAACUGUGUAUUUAGUUAAUGGCCUUUGUAAAUUACUCACUUUGUGUUUUUUGGGGUUCUCAAAUGUAUUUUAUUCUUGCUCUAUUCUUUUUUUAAAUGAUACUUCUGUAUAGGGGGAGCCUUAACCUACUUAUUUAAAUGUUAUAUUUUUACAAUGCUGGAUACUUUUCUAUGAGUGAAUAAGGUGUUUACAAAUUUGUAUAUGUUCUAUGUGAGAGAUUACACCACCUCUUUUUUCCAUAGUUGAGAGAGUCACUGUGCAAUGCAGGCAGCUGUGGAUUGAACUGUUGAAAAUUGCUGUUCUGUUUUUCCAAUGAUGGGAUGGAGGUUCCCUAGUACUUGAAUUUUUUCUUAUUAACCAGUGCCGGGGGAAACAAAAAGUACAUUUCCGCAAAUCCACAUUAUUUUUUUAAUAAAAAUGGGCACCAUCAUAUACUCUAUCUAGCUGGAAUCCAGAGACAAGAGGCUUUCUGAUAAUGAAUGGAUGAAUUGUCUAAAGGAGACGGAUUGUAUUAUGUGGUUUUUAUUUUUAAUGAAGUGCACUUUUAAAAACUGCAUCUUCAGAUUUGAAACAUAGACAUAUGCAACUAAAAAAUAGAUAAGUGGAAGAUAGAAGGAAUUAACAUUUGGUUUCAUACUGAAUAAUAUCCUGUCAAAGCCCAUGAUUUAAUCUUUACGGUGAAAAUAAUUCUGACCAUUUAUUAGUCCUAUUUUCCUAGGAUAAUUUUUACCUCUGUAUUUUUGUUUCAUUUUCUGAAGAUGAGGAAGGAUCGUGUAAACAAUCUUGACACAUGAUUUUAUUUUAAUGCUUUUUAGUUUUAUGAAAACUUUUUUAUUUUUUGGUAUAUUAUUGAUCACAUCCAAUCAGUUAGCAAUGAAUAAUUCAUGGUUUCAUUAUUGAAAAAUAUCUCUCUUCCAUAUCUAUACAGAGUUUAAAGGCAUGUAGUUCAUCAAAGUAAGAAAGUGCCUGUUUUUUAAAAUGAGCUAUUUUUAAAUUAUGACCAAAUAAGUCUGAAAAUAUAUUUUUGUGAUUUGACAUCUUGUUCCUGUACAACCACAAUGGAAGGCAAGGAAAAAUACAAUUUUAGUAUUUUAGUGGUAGAAGUUAAAUAUCAAAGUCUGUGAAAUUCACACUAAGAAUGUUUAGUACUGAAUAAAACUCUUCUGCUGAAA
Molecule: messenger RNA, 3381 nt
Organism: Lepisosteus oculatus (spotted gar)
Lineage: Eukaryota; Metazoa; Chordata; Actinopteri; Semionotiformes; Lepisosteidae
Gene: tmem30b
Product: transmembrane protein 30B
Cellular component (GO): plasma membrane; Golgi apparatus; endoplasmic reticulum
Source: RefSeq, a predicted model, not a curated record